CGGGGCGCCGAAACUACUUCCGAAAUGCGUGCUUCACAGUGGUGUGCUUCUCGUGUUUGUGGUUGACGCUCUCUCGUACACGUGCUGUUUGUAAUUUGCGGUCCUCAACUCUACCAGACAGAAAGACGCUUCCAUUCCAUUUGCCUGCGUCGAGUGCAGAAGGCCAGUGUAGCAGGCGCGAUGUCCGUCGUACAACGGCCCUCUCGGCCGUUGUUGGACAAUCCGUUCCGGCCAGUCCCGACGGAAGACCAAGUUUACCCUUCCUGUUACGCAGCGCCGGUGUCGCUCAAAGCACCGUACCUCGACUCGUCUCGCACUACGACCACGAACAAGGCCCACACCGAACAACCCGCCGACAUCCCGGCAGAAAUAGCCAAGAAAAACCGACUCUACGCCGCCGCCCGUGCGUCCGGAUCGCCGGAAGAUUGGGAAGCCUUCAAGCGACAGCGAUGCCACAUCGGAAAGCUCCUCCGCGAAUCGAGAAAAGCGAACAACCGCAAUAACGGCGACGUCAAAGGCAGGCGGGUCGCCUUCAAGACAGAUUUUUACUGCGACGCGUGCGAGAUCGGCUUCGCCGACGGCGCCGAGCUCACCGGCCACAUCUCGGAGCACGUGCCGUGCGAUCGCGACGGGUGUGCGUUCCAGGCUUGCCCACAGCUCGUCUCUCUUCACGUCAAACUCCAGCACGACACCGAGUUGAUUCGGCGAUGCGGCGCGGCCACCGAAGAAGACGCGGCAGAGUGGAGACGACAGCGUCGGCUCCGCUACCCGACACUCCGCAACAUCGAGGCCAAGAAAGCGGUUGAGGCCGAACUCCGGGACAGAAGGGAAAUGCUGGGACACGGGCCGGAGAAACGCUUUCCGGCCCGCCGACCCAAGCGGAAGAGGCAGCAGCGGAGGUCGCAGCGCGAAAGGGCCGCCGAGGCGCGGCCGAACCAGAGCGCGGUUGUAGCGCCACGCGUCGUCGUCGAACCGACGGCGGUUGCGGAAGCGACGCCGCCGCCGCUGCUUAGUCCGUUUCGCGGCGUGGGAGCGGCCGAGACUCGGGUGAAGACGGAGCCGGUCGAAAUGGAAGAGGACAAGUUACGGAUUACCGACUCGGAGUCGGACGCCGAGGUUAGACCUACAGAAGUGGUGACACCGGCGGUCGGUGGCGCCCUAGGCUCUUUGAUGACCUGCUACGAUAGCGAUUCCGAUGAUGGGGAACCAGCGGCAAAGCGACUUGUUACGGAGACUCCAAUAGCCACCGCAACUCCUGUACCCGCUGCUCCACCCUGCAAUCCGGUUCCAGCUUGUCUCCCGGCGACACCUGUGGCAGCCCCUGCAACUACGUUUGGAGGUGCCGCAACCACCGAAAGUACAUCCGUCGCAGUUCCUUCGGAGGCCCGGACAAAUGGACCGGCUAAGAUGCCGACCGCUUCAAACCAUGGCCCAAAGAGGCAGCGUCGAGGCAUGCAGGCGCACCCCAAUCCGGUGCCGCCACGCAGGCCGACGCUGCUGCAGAGGCUGCUCGCACCCGAGAUACGCCACGAGCGCAACAUUGUGUUGCAGUGUGUUCACUAUGUGGUGCAGAACAACUUCUUUGUGGGGCAGGUCCCUGGCAAGCCUCUUCUGAAGCAACCAGAAUCCCUUCAAGAGCCGGUCGGGCAGACUGCACCACUUCCUCCGCAGCAGUCUCCUGAUCAAACUACAAAGCUGCCUCAAGAGCAGACUUUAGAGCUUGCUAUAGAGCAGUCUCCAAAGCCAGCCCUAAAGCAGCUAACUUCAGAAUGUUCAGAAUCGACAUCAAGCCUGGCUUCAGAACAGUCUCCAGAGCCAAUUUCUAUAACUUCCGAGCAGACUCGGCCUCUAGAGCCGACUUAUGAACUAUCUACAGAUGAAGUAACUAAAUUGACUACGGAGCCAACGUCGAAACUGGCUUUAGAACAGUGUGCAGAGACACUCUCAGAGCGCUCAGAGCAGACUCGGCUUCUAGAGCCGACUUAUGAACAAUCUACAGAUGAAGUGACUAAAUUGACUACAGAGCCAACGUCGAAACUGGCUUUAGAACAGUCUGCAGUGACACUUCCAGAGUACUCGGAGCAGACUUGGCUUCUAGAGACGACUUCUGAACAGUCCUCAAAUGAGGCUACGAAAAUGUCUAGUGAAUCAACUUCCAAGUGUCCACAACGAACUUCUGCAGCUUCGGAGCAGACUCAGUUUCUAGAGAUAACUUCUGAACAGUCUACAGAUGAGGCUGCAAAAAUGUCUACAGAGGCAACUUCCAAGGGUUGGGAGCCAACUUCAGACCAGAUUUCAAAAGAGCCUGCAGAGCACACUUUUGCUACUUCUGAGCAGACUGAGCUUCUAGGGCCGACUUUCGAACAGUCCACAGAUGAGGCUGUGAACUUGUCUACAGAGCCAUCUUCAAACUCGGCUACAAAGCAGCUUCCAGAGCUGACUUCAGAGCCAACUUCCAACUUUUCGGAGCAAACUUCAGAUCCAGCUACUAAGCAGCUUCCAGAGUGUUCUCAACAGAUUGCAGAGUCGGCCAGAGGGCCAUCUUCACAGUUAGUUUCAGGUCACAGUACCAAAUAGUUGCACGAGCAGGACUUAAGAACAGUCUCAAGAGCCACGUUCAAUGUGGUCUGCAGACUAGACCAGGAAAUUUCCUCUGAAGUUGGUGUGGGCGUAGACUUGAGAAAUGCCUACUACAAAGGAGUCGCAGGAGCCAACUUUCAGUGCGCACGUCGAACUACCAAGUUGGCUCCAGAGCCAAACGCAAAGCAGGCAGUCUUCAGACGUGAAUGGUGUCUUUUCGAAAGGCAACUCGGCCUGCCCUAAAGCAAGAUUUCUCCUCCGUCCAGUUCACAAACCAGUCCGGAGAUAUUUUUAAGGCAGCUCACAGAGCCAGUCCGAGCACCCAUUGAAUGCGUCUUCUAAAAUGCCCAUGACUCUGCAGUGCACUAAAAGGACAAAAAGCAGACGGCUACGCCCAGAACCGCCCCGAAGCGCCGUCCGGUGCAAUAACUGGUGUAAAUAAAGACGCCCGUCGUAUUGCAAAACCA
Messenger RNA from Ixodes scapularis (black-legged tick), 3047 nucleotides. RefSeq names its product mucin-5AC (gene Nufip). Bases 181 to 2577 code for a protein of 798 amino acids. Gene Ontology annotation, cellular component: nucleus. The record is from RefSeq and is a predicted model, not a curated record. Gene Ontology annotation, biological process: box C/D snoRNP assembly. The transcript has a single exon. Lineage: Eukaryota; Metazoa; Arthropoda; Arachnida; Ixodida; Ixodidae. Gene Ontology annotation, molecular function: RNA binding.